This is a messenger RNA of Ipomoea nil (Japanese morning glory), 2370 nucleotides long. Its product is annotated as protein decapping 5-like. Gene Ontology annotation, cellular component: P-body. The record is from RefSeq and is a predicted model, not a curated record. The transcript has 8 exons. Gene Ontology annotation, molecular function: mRNA binding. NCBI's taxonomy places the organism in Eukaryota, Viridiplantae, Streptophyta, Magnoliopsida, Solanales, Convolvulaceae. Gene Ontology annotation, biological process: P-body assembly; cytoplasmic stress granule assembly. The coding region runs from base 212 to 2107 and encodes 631 amino acids.
GCACAACGUACAAUCCCCCAAAGUUUCCCUUUUAACCAUUGAAAUGUCGAUAAUUACGAACACGACCCUCAAUGUGGCGAAACCGAAACCCUAAAUCUAAUUUUCUUCAAUCCCCCGUCUCCUCCGGUCUUCUCCCCCAAUCUCCAUCUUCAAACACAGUCAAAUUGUAGAGUCAUCUCUUUCUCGCGGUGGAUGAUUUCAGUGGCCGAGCAUGGCGGCAGAGAGUUCUUCAUCGGCGCCUAGAUCUGGUGCAUCGCCCGAUUCCUACAUUGGCAGUCUGAUUAGCUUGACGUCGAAGAGCGAGAUCAGAUACGAAGGUGUUCUGUACAACAUCAACACCGAUGAGUCCAGUAUCGGCCUACGCAACGUUAGAUCAUUUGGAACAGAAGGGAGGAAAAAAGAUGGUCCUCAAGUUCUUGCAAGUGACAAAGUUUAUGAAUAUAUACUAUUUCGGGGAAGUGAUAUCAAGGAUUUACAAGUGAAGGCUUCUCCGCCUGUUCAGAGUACACCGCAAAUAAACAAUGAUCCAGCUAUUAUUCAGUCUCAUUAUCCUCGUCCACCUACCACAUCUUCAAGCUUGCUUCCAGUUUCCAGUGCUCCGGUGGUGGAUCCUAAUUCUCAUUCAUCACAACUGGGACAUCCUGGACCAGCAUCUCAAGGUGCUCUACCUUUGUAUCAACCUGGAGGGAAUUUAGGCUCUUGGGGGCCAUCACAUCCACCCCAAAAUGCAAGUGGUAGUGGACUUGCUAUGCCAAUGUAUUGGCCGGGGUUUUAUGGUACCCCAAAUGGUCUACCCCAAUUGCCCCAACAGUCACUGCUUCGUCCCCCACCUGGACUGUCGAUGCCUCCUUCCAUGCCACAGAUGCAGUAUUCUCCUUUCAACUCAUCUAUGCCAACUGGAGGAUUGAGUCUACCAGGGUCAAACUUGCCUGAAUACCCUCCUCCAUUGAUUCCAAACACUGCUAGUCUAACCUCAUCUUCUUUACCUGCUUCAUCUUUACCCUCAAGUGCGCAACCACCCCAACCUACACCAGCAUUGCCUUCAAGUGCACUACCUCUCCAACCUGCACCAGCCUUGCCUUCAAAUGUGCUGCCCCUCCAACCUGCUCCAGCUUUGCCUUCAAGUGUCCUGCCGCUGCAACAUUUGGCACCUAGUUCUGAAACAGUAUCCAGUAAUUUGUCAAACAAGACUUCACUGACUGCUGUCUCCACGGCAACAUUUAGUUCCACUUUGCCAGCAUUACCUCCUACUACUACAAACCCUGGUGCAACUGCUGUUGUACCUCAUAUCACUAAUAUACCGAAUCCUUUACCAGGUCCGUCUCAAUCUAAAAUUGCUGUUGGAGCAUUGAAUACUGGUCCAGUGGAGACAUCCACACCUUCAUUAUUAACUCCAGGGCAUCUACUGCAAUCUGGACCUGCUACUGUCUUACCAACUCAAUCAGUACAGACAGUUCAGAAGGAUGUUGAGGUGGUUCAAGUGUCACCAUCACAGUCAUCAGAACAGUCAGCAACUGUUAAAUCAGAAACUCAGCCACCAAUAUUGCCAACACCUCAACAAACUUAUGCACAAAGGCCAAAUGGAGCUCCAUUUCAGAUGCGCCACAACAACUACAGAGGGCGUGGAGGAAGAGGAACUGGGAUUUCUAGACCAGUGACAAAUUUUACGGAGGAGUUUGAUUUUAUGGCAAUGAAUGAGAAAUUUAACAAAGAUGAAGUUUGGGGUCAUCUUGGCAAGAGUUCUAAGUCUGAUUCAAGGGACAAAGAAGGGAAUGUAAAUGGCAAUGAUGAAAAUAAUUAUUACGAACAAGAAGAUGCUGGCCAUCCUAGGGUUGAGGUCAAGCCAAUUUAUAACAAGGAUGACUUUUUUGAUUCCUUGUCUUCUAAUGCAUUGGAUAAUCAAUCAAAUCAAGUAAGGCCAAGGUUUUCCGAGCAGAGGAAGAUUGAUGCCGAGACAUUUGGAGGAGAGUACACAAGAUAUAGGGGUGGUCGUGGCCGUGGCCCUGGUCCUUAUCGUGGUGGCCGAUCUCGAGGUUAUUAUGGAGGAUAUGGCGGAAGAGGAUAUGGCUAUGGUGGUAGAGGCCGUGGUCGUGGCUCUUCCGACUAGAGUGCGUAUAUGUGGUAUAUUUGCAUAAGUUUGUACGAGAGCAUUGUGCGUGGUAAAAAAGUUUGGCUUAAAGCAAAAGUUGUGUUCUUCUCCCUUGAGGAUUGGCAAUGUUUAGAGUAUUUCCAUUGUUGUUUUUGCAUUUUAGUUUUUCUGUAAUCUGAGGAAUAAAACUAGGUUGUAGGGAGGAUGGUUGGGAUCCGUGGUUCCAUAUUUUCGUUUCUCUUCUUUCCCUCAAUGAAGCUUUCAUCAAGCGAUUGGUCAUA